Drosophila biarmipes is the source of this 1957-nucleotide messenger RNA. Its product is annotated as probable cytochrome P450 4p2. Lineage: Eukaryota; Metazoa; Arthropoda; Insecta; Diptera; Drosophilidae. The transcript has 8 exons. Gene Ontology annotation, molecular function: monooxygenase activity; iron ion binding; oxidoreductase activity, acting on paired donors, with incorporation or reduction of molecular oxygen. The record is from RefSeq and is a predicted model, not a curated record. The coding region runs from base 181 to 1743 and encodes 520 amino acids.
AGCGCGGCCGGCUGAGCGAUCGAACAACCAAACAUAAGUAAGUGUAUGUUUACAGAUGAAUAUCUAAUCGGUUGUGGUCGGCUAUUCGGUUGAUAGUGAAAAGCUCGAGUGGAACGCGAGUUGGGGGCCGCAAGUCAAAACAGUGCUGAGAGUGGUGCCCGCCGAUCCAGUUCGACAGCGAUGACUUUGCUUCUGUGGCUCUGCGUCGCCCUCGGUGUGCUCGUCCACUGGCUCUAUAGGGUAAACAAAGACUACUGCAUACGGGCCUUUUUCGCCAGAAGAGUUCAUACAAAGAGCGGAAAACCUUUGGACACCGUAGUGCCCAUGCCCCAGGGGCAGACUAUCUUCGCCAACUGCUUUGAUCUGUUCGGAAAAGACGCUGCCGAAGUCUUCCACCACCUGCGCCAGUUGUCGAGAAAAGCCGCCGGAGAAAGCUAUCUUCUGUACGGCCUGGGUUUCCCCAACUACAACGUUAUAGAUGCCCAUAAUGCGGCUAACAUACUGAACCAUCCCUAUUUGAUAACCAAGAGCAUGAUAUACAAUUUCCUACACCCGUUCCUGAGAACUGGCGUCUUGACGGCGACAGAGAAGAAAUGGCAUACGCGACGGAGCAUGCUAGCUAGAACCUUUCACCUGGAUAUCUUGAGCCAGUUCCAGGAAAUCUUUAUAGCGGAGAGCUUAAAGUUUGUUCGGCAGUUCGCAGAUCAAGAUGAGUGCGUGGUCUCCCUGAGAGACCACAUAGCCAGAUUCACCCUGAACAGCAUUUGUGAGACUGCCAUGGGAAUUAGACUGGAUGAAAUGGCCGAAAAGGGCGAUCGCUACAGAGAGAACUUCCACCGUAUCGACGAGGGUUUCACGAAGCGCCUAAGCAAUCCCCUCUAUUGGGACGACUUCGUUUACAAACUGUUUGCAGAGCGAAGUUAUGCCUCUGCCUUGAAAGCGGUUCAUGAAUUUUCCUCUGAAAUCAUUGCAAAACGCAGAGUUCUCCUGGAAGAGGAGCUUGAGCACAGGCGAGCCACCCAAACGGCUGACGAUGAUAUAUGCGCUGCGAGGAGGAAACGAUUCGCCAUGCUGGAUACUUUGAUUUGCGCUGAGAAAGAUGGCCUGAUUGACAACAUUGGCAUUUGCGAGGAGGUGGACACUCUGAUGGCCGAAGGUUACGAUACCACCUCCAUUGGCCUGGUCUUUGCCCUGCUGAAUAUGUCCCUCUAUGCUGAAUACCAGGAACAGUGCUUCAAGGAAAUCCAGGAGCACAUUGAGGAUGACCUAAGCAAUCUGAACCUUAGCCAGCUGAAUAAACUAAGCCAUCUGAACUACUUCCUCAAGGAAACCAUGCGUCUUUAUCCCUCUCUUCCCAUCAUGGGUCGUCAGACCAUCCAGGAAACGGAGCUAGACAACGGGUUGAUCCUUCCGAAGGGUUGUCAGAUCAAUAUACAUGUCUUCGACAUCCAUCGCAAUCCCAAGUACUGGGAUUCCCCCGAAGAAUUUCGCCCGGAGAGGUUCCUGCCCGAGAAUUGCCAGAAGAGGCAUGCCUACGCCUACAUUCCGUUCAGUGCUGGACAAAGGAACUGCAUAGGUCAAAAGUACGCCAUGCAGGAGAUGAAAACCCUGUUGGUAGUCGUUCUCAAGCAGUUCAAGGUUCUGCCGGUUAUCGAUGCCAAGAGCAUUGUCUUUCAAGUCGGAAUAACCCUGCGCUUCAAAAACAAAAUAAAAGUCAAGCUUGUGCGGCGGAAUCGCGUCUAGUGUUUAUCGAUUUAGGAUAUUUCUUAUACUCGUAUAUGUAUGCUCACCAAGUGCAAAUUCGAUUUAAGUAUGCUGCUAAAACUACAAGGCCCAAUUGACCAUCACUUUGCAUUGUUAAUCGUGGUAAAGCAAUAAAAAUUAAAGACUAAACAUUGAUUUAGGAAAAUUACCCAUGCUUACAAUAAAUGUAAUAGAAAACUUGUCAAUUCUAAAA